This is a messenger RNA of Camelina sativa (false flax), 2577 nucleotides long. NCBI's taxonomy places the organism in Eukaryota, Viridiplantae, Streptophyta, Magnoliopsida, Brassicales, Brassicaceae. The record is from RefSeq and is a predicted model, not a curated record.
AGAAGGGGAGGGGAAGGUGGCUUUAAAGAGGGAGACUCGUGUAGGCUUAACUGAAGCGAUGCGUGGAACAAAGCUGACACAAAAUGGCCACAACAACAACAACCAAAACACACAUCUUCUUCUUCUUCUUCUUCCUCUUCUUAUAACAACAAUACAUAUAUACAUUCUUAAUCUCUUCUGAUUCUAAAAUAAAAAAACCCUAAUUUUUUGACACGCUUUCUCUAAUUACUCCUUCCCAUAAACAGUAUAGAGUAGUACAGAUCAAAACAUGGCGGAGACGACGAAGGUGAUGUAUAUAGUGGUGGUCGACGGUACGGAUACGGAGACGGCGGUGGAAGAAGAUGAGAGCGGGACUUGGAAAGAUUCGUUUAGGUAUACGCGUCCUGUUUUACAGAGUACUCUUCAGCUCAUGGGUUGCAAAGCCCGUCACGCCUUCAAGAUCAGUCGAAGGGUAUUUGAGUUAAUAAGAAGUGAGGGAUCUUUAAUCCUUUCACCUUCCCAUGGGAAAUGCUCUGUUUUUGACAAGACAAGUGAUGAUGUUGCUACUUCAGCAGUUAACAGUUUGGCUACUGAUGAUGAUGAUAAGAGUAAAAGUAAGCCUUUUGAGAUGUAUAAAAGGCGAACUACCGUUGUUGUCUCGAGGGAGAUAUUCGUUAACGUUGUCUGUGAUGCUCUGGCUGAAUAUAAGUAUGUUGGUCAUGACCAAAGGGCAGACUUGAUUCUGGCCUGCAGAAUCAGAGAGAGGAAAGAAUCUGUGACUGUUCUGCUGUGCGGCACCAGUGGCUGUGGCAAAUCCACACUCUCUGCACUUCUGGGAAGUAGACUUGGAAUUACAACAGUAGUCUCAACCGACUCAAUCCGUCACAUGAUGAGGAGUUUUGUUGAUGAAAAGCAGAAUCCUUUGCUGUGGGCUUCAACUUACCAUGCUGGAGAGUACCUUGACCCUGUGGCAGUUGCCGAGUCAAAAGCCAAAAAAAGAAGAGCCAAGAAAUUGGACGACACUGAGGACGAAAAAGUGAAUGCCUCUGAAGGUGUAAAGGCUAAUAAUAAUACUCAACAGACUGAUGCUGUAUCAAAAUCAACCACCCCAGUGUUGUUAAGUCCCAAACAAAUGGCUGUAGAAGGAUUUAAGGCUCAAAGUGAAAUGGUUAUUGACAAUCUCGAUAGGCUCAUUACCGCAUGGGAAGAAAGGAAAGAGUCUGUUGUUGUUGAAGGUGUCCACUUAAGCCUUAACUUUGUGAUGGGACUGAUGAAAAAGCAUCCUUCGAUAGUUCCAUUCAUGGUUUACAUCGCAAACGAGGAGAAACACUUGGAAAGAUUUGCAGUUAGAGCCAAGUAUAUGACGCUUGACCCAGAGAAAAACAAGUAUGUGAAAUAUAUACGUAACAUUAGAACAAUACAGGACUACCUCUGUAAACGAGCUGACAAGCAUCUCGUUCCCAAGAUAAACAAUACCAAUGUCGACAAGAGUGUGGCUGCGAUCCACGCAACAGUGUUUAGUUGCCUGCGUAGAAGAGAAGCAGGAGAGCAGCUCUAUGAUGCUACAACUAAUACUGUCUCAGUGAUCGACGAUGAGUAUAGGAACCAGUGUACAGCCAAUUCAUUGAGUUCCAAAGGAAUGUUUCAGCUGAUUCAAAGAAAAGGAUCUUCUAGGCAUCUAAUGGCUCUUCUCAACACUGAUGGCACUUUUGCAAGAACUUGGCCGGUUAGUGGUAAGGUUGAUGAGAGCGGGAAGCCAAUCUUUUGUAAUCAGAUGAUGGAGGAAAAUGGAAUGGAGCACCCGGUUUAUGGAUACUUACAGAAAGCAGAACCGGUGAAUCUUCAGUUUGGUCUGUUUGGGAUCAGUGCUUGGCCUAGUGAUGGAGCUACGAGCCGUGCCGGGAGUGUAGAUGACUCUAGAGCUGACGUAGCUGAAACUAGCAGUCGGUAUUACUCUUCUUGCUGCAGUUCGCCUAGGAUGUCUGAAGGAACUUCUAAAGAGCUUAAGGAGGAUCAGUCUGUGAAUGGGAGCGAUGAAGAAAUCGAGGAUGAUCCUCCCGAGCCAGAUACUGAUUUUAGCGAUGACGAUAACGAUAACAAGCGAGACCAUGAAGAGGUGGGAUCAGUUGAUGAGCAGUCGACAAAAUCAGAUGAGGAGUACGAUGAUCUUGCAAUGGAAGACAAAAGCUACUGGACAGAUGAAGAGGAAGAGUCACGAGAUACGGUUGCGGUAAUGUCUGAAAAAAACCACAAGCCGGCAACAAAAGACGACAAGUACAUACAAAACUUAGACCUUUUCCUGCGGACUGCGAACCAGCAGCUGGUCGAGAGACUCUGGUCGGGUAAAGAAAAGAUGAGGAAACGUUCUCUAAGCAUCUCGGCCCUUGGAAAACAUGGGUCGGGUUUGGGUGAUCCGAUUCUCAUGGGUGCCCCAUGAGAUCCUUUACUUUGCUUUGCUUACUAGUACAUUCCUUAGUUUGUUAUUUCUGGUUUAGUCUUUAGUUUUAAGUCUUUUUAUGUGUGACCAGACAAGUACUGUGUGUGACUGUGUGUAUAGUCUUAACUUGCACAAAUUUAUAUAGUGCGUUUUUCUUCUAU